AUGUCAAGAACGCAAGGCAAAGAAGUAGUAAAGGAUUCAAAGUGUGAAGACUGUGGGAAUCAAGCAAAGAAGGAUUGUGCAUACUCAAGGUGCAGAACUUGCUGCAAGAACAAAGGGUUUCAGUGCAAAACCCAUAUUAGAAGCACAUGGAUUCCUGUCGAUAGAAGGCGCCAGAGAUUGGAGCAGCCAUCUCCUACCACUAAUCCACACCAAAGCCACAAGCACAACCCAUAUUCAAGUUUAGAGGAGUUCAAAUUUCCAGCUGCUAUGAAUUCCAUGACUGUAUUCAACUGUGUUCAGGUGCGGUCUAUGGAUGAUAGUGUUAAUGAAAUGGCCUAUCAAACAUCUGUGAAUAUUGGAGGGCAUGUAUUUAGUGGUGUUCUUUAUGAUCAAGGCCCUGAACAAAGCUUCAAUGAUGCUAGGGGAGACAGCACCAUACACCAGCACAAUCUCAAUCUUACCAGUGCUGCAAUCCACACACGUGAUGGUGCAACUAUGGCUCCACUAUCAGCCACUCCUGCUCAUGAGCUUUAUUUUCCUCAACCGCAUCCGUUUCCCUUAUCUUCCUUCAGGCCUGGUAUGCCAUAUUUUUCACACCCAAAACCUUAA
Gastrolobium bilobum is the source of this 609-nucleotide messenger RNA. RefSeq names its product protein SHI RELATED SEQUENCE 3. Gene Ontology annotation, cellular component: nucleus. The transcript has 2 exons. NCBI's taxonomy places the organism in Eukaryota, Viridiplantae, Streptophyta, Magnoliopsida, Fabales, Fabaceae. Gene Ontology annotation, biological process: positive regulation of DNA-templated transcription. The record is from RefSeq and is a predicted model, not a curated record. The coding region runs from base 1 to 609 and encodes 202 amino acids. Gene Ontology annotation, molecular function: DNA-binding transcription factor activity; DNA binding.